AAGGCAAUAAGCCGGAACUCGGUGUCAUUUUUAGUUGGUGCGGCAAUCAGCACGUUAUUAACUAAUAAACCGAACAUUGGCCAAUGACCCAAAAUGCCGAACGCAACUGGUUCAGCAAAGUCUAUCGAUUAUCGUGAUGAGAAACAGCAAGAAAGGUGUGGAGAACCUUUGAUGAAAGGAAGAAAUUCAAAAGAUGUAGAUAAUAUAACACCGGAUGGAACGUCUUUUGCCAAUCCAUCGAACGAUCAUUUUUUCCUGUCAAAAAGUCGGGACCAGUCGAAAGUGAACGGAUCGACGAGAAAGAAAAGAUGGCAGAAAAUUAAAGGGGCGUGCAAUAUGCAGCUCGUACGUCGCCGUUUACCCAUCGUGCAAUGGUUGCCAAGUUACAAUUGGAACUAUGUCCUUUUCGACCUUAUUGCUGGCAUAACUGUUGGUUUGACGAUAAUCCCGCAAUCGAUCGCAUACGCUGGCGUUGCUGGACUUCCUUUAGAGUAUGGUCUCUAUUCCUCUUUUAUGGGCAUGUUUGCAUACACGGUAUUUGGCUCUGUAAGAGAAUCGUCCAUAGGACCAACGGCCGUCAUGGCCCUCAUGACGUUCUCGUAUGCCAACGAAGGCGGGGCUGCUUACGCAGCACUUUUAUCAUUUUUGGCUGGAGCAAUUGAACUUUGUGCCGGCUUGCUUAAUCUAGGAUUUCUGGUCGAGUUCAUAUCAGCCCCAGUGAUCUCUGGCUUUUGUUCGGCUGCCGCAUUAACUGUCGCCUCAACGCAGGUGAAAGGCCUCUUCGGAUUAAAAUUUAGUGGAUCUUCAUUCGUCGAAGUCUGGACUGGAUUCUUUACAAAUCUGUCUAGUAUUAAUCCAUGGGACGCCGGAUUAGGUUGUUCCUCAAUAGUCGUCCUACUUUUGUUACGGAAACUGAAUGCAUUGAAAAGUCUUGGGUCCUUGAAGAAAGUGGGUUGUCUUCGUAAUCGAUUUGUUGACGGUUCUCUCUGGUUCAUUUCAACUAGCAGGAACGCAAUUGCCGUCAUCGGCGGUUGCGUUGCUGCCUAUCUAUUGGAACUAAAUGGCCUAACUCCGUUUACACUCACAGGUAACAUCAAGGCCGGCCUACCUUCGUUUGAAUUGCCACCGUUCUCGAUCAACAAGACGGACAUAGACGAUGGCAAUAGCACAAUUUUCUUAACGUUCCCUGAGAUAUGCUCAGAACUGGGCGCUGCAAUUGGUCUCAUCCCGCUCAUUGCUAUUUUAGAACAAGUUGCCAUUGCCAAGGCUUUCGCUUGUGGCAAACGAACCGACUCGACGCAGGAAAUGAUUGCUCUCGGUAUUGGAAAUAUCCUGGGCUCGUUUUUCGGUGCUAUGCCCAUCACCGCCUCUUUUGGGCGGAGCUCUGUUCAAUCCGCAAGCGGAGUUAAAACACCAUUAUGCAACAUUUAUGGAGGUAUUCUGGUUCUAUUGGCUUUAGGCUUUAUGAUGCCCUCACUGGCAUACAUCCCGAAAGCGAUUCUUGCAUCUGUCAUCAUCACGUCCGUCAUCUUUAUGGUAGAACUGGAAGAGCUGAAGCCCAUGUGGAAAAGCAGACGAUUGGAAUUAGUGCCGUUCGGUGUCACUUUCUUUUGUUGUCUCUUUGUCAACAUGGAGUACGGUAUUUUGAUCGGAGCAGGUGUUCAUUUGUUCUUGUUGGCGUACAUGGCCGGAAGUCGUCCUCAUCCGGAAUUGAUACGAAUACCCGGAAGCAAAAAAACUGAGGAAAAAGUCAUUGUUAAGGCUGAUACUAAUUUGUACUUUCCGGGAGUGGAAAAAUUCCGUCAAGUUCUGAACGAAGCCACUGACGGAGAAACGUGUGUGAUGGUCGAUCUGUCACACGUAACGGAGAUCGACUACACAGCACUCAAAAUGCUCAAAGCCGUGGCUUCUGAUUACCACAAGAGAGGCCUAAUGGUUCUACAUUUUACCAAUGCUUCUCCUAAUGUGACGAAAUCGAUUUCAUCCGCCUUACAUUCAGCUGACAUCGACUUCUUAAUACCUAAUAUGGACGAAGAUGGUUGCGGAGAAAUUACGGACAACGUCUAACAGGAUCAAAUUGCCUUUUCUGUGCAUGGAUAGGUCUCUUGGCAGAACUUUUCACGAGAACCUACAGUACACCCCAUUGUUUAAGAAAACAAAACAAAUAUCAAGCGUUCAAAUCAUGGGAAUAGUAGUCGAAUGUUGUCACUUUAGGAAAAUUAAAAAAAGACUGGGGGGUGGAAACAAUGUGAUAUAAUUUGGCCUUCAAUACAUCUCCCUCCCCUUUUUCGGGGAAGUCAAUUAUG
Messenger RNA from Daphnia carinata, 2306 nucleotides. Its product is annotated as sodium-independent sulfate anion transporter-like. The coding region runs from base 94 to 2067 and encodes 657 amino acids. NCBI's taxonomy places the organism in Eukaryota, Metazoa, Arthropoda, Branchiopoda, Diplostraca, Daphniidae. Gene Ontology annotation, biological process: transmembrane transport. The transcript has 12 exons. Gene Ontology annotation, molecular function: sulfate transmembrane transporter activity. Gene Ontology annotation, cellular component: membrane. The record is from RefSeq and is a predicted model, not a curated record.